Molecule: messenger RNA, 1083 nt
Organism: Ilyonectria robusta
Lineage: Eukaryota; Fungi; Ascomycota; Sordariomycetes; Hypocreales; Nectriaceae
Product: 2OG-Fe(II) oxygenase superfamily protein
Exons: 3
Coding region: 1-1083 (360 amino acids)
Source: RefSeq, a predicted model, not a curated record
AUGACAGUCGCUCCAGCGACCGAAAGCUACAAGCUAGAGCUGUUGACACCUUAUGGCCCUGUGUUUCGAGAUGUUCUCAAAACUGCACCUCGAGACUGCGACUCCUCCGAAGUUCCCACUAUCGACCUCUCAAAUGUGCGCGGCAGCGAUCAGGAACGUCAAGCUCUCGCCAAGACGAUCAGAGAAGCCGCGGAGAAUACUGGCUUCUUCUACAUCAAGAACCAUGGCAUUCCCCAAGCCCAUAUCGAAGCGGCCUUGAAGCAAGCCCACACCUUUUUCUCCCAGUCCACUGAGAAGAAGGCAGAAGUCUCGUACAAGCAGUCCAAGCAUUUCAACGGCUGGUCGGAGAGGCGGGCAACCAGUAUCUCCCCCACAGAGUCCAAGGACCACAGGGAAGGCUUCAGCUUUCGGUACGACCCGAAAUACGACCCGGAGACGAAGGAUUUGGACGCGGUUCCAGAAGACGUGAAGCAGUGGCUGCGCGGCGAAGACUUUGUUUGGGAUCGCAACGCCCAUUUGCCCGACUUCAAGAACGACAUGCUUGCUUAUUGGCGGUCUUGCCUCACCCUUGCUCGGAGCUUGAUUCGAAUCUUUGCCAUUGCGCUGGAUGCGCCGGAAGAUUACUUUGACGACGUCGUUACUUAUCCCGGCAGUGACGGUGUUGUCAACUACUACCCCAAGAAUACUGAGGCGAAGGAGGCAACCAUUGAUGUCGGCUUGGGAGCUCACACCGACUUGCAAUGCUUUACCUUGCUCUGGCAGGACAACGUCGGCGGGCUGCAAGUCCUCACCAAAGACGGCCAAUGGAUCAAGGUACCGCCCGUGCAAGACACAUUUGUCGUCAACAUCGGCGACUUCCUGAUGCGGCUCUCGAAUGAUCGGUUCCAGUCGACAGUCCACCGAGUAUUCAAUUAUGCUCCGGAGGAUCGCUACUCGAUGCCCUUCUUCUUUGGCUUCAAUUUCAACGAAAAGUGCACUGUGCUUCCUAGCUGCACAAGCGAGGAGAACCCGCCAAAAUAUGAACCAAUUAGCUGCGGAGAUUGGUGCCGGUUGCGAUUUGAGAAGACGUACAGCAAGGCUUGA